Molecule: messenger RNA, 305 nt
Organism: Staurois parvus
Lineage: Eukaryota; Metazoa; Chordata; Amphibia; Anura; Ranidae
Source: the annotation of a GenBank genome assembly
CCCCUGACCUCUGUCUGAACAGUGCUGAUUGGCCCUGUGCUGAUCACAUACACUCUCCCAAGAAAAAAAAAACCCUCUUUAGCAAUACACACCAAACUGAGCAUGUGCAGAGUGACUCCACACAAUAUGUCUCAUCAGGAGAUAAGAGGGGGGCACUGGAAGAAGGGGAGGAUCAGAGAAGUCAGGAUCAAGCAGCUUUUUUACACAAUACAAAGGAUUAACCCCUUUGGGUUUACAGUGAGUAUAACAAGAAUGCUUUACAGCAUAUACAGACUGAUUUUACUGUUGUGGGUUUAGUAACACUU